Molecule: messenger RNA, 534 nt
Organism: Metschnikowia bicuspidata var. bicuspidata NRRL YB-4993
Lineage: Eukaryota; Fungi; Ascomycota; Pichiomycetes; Serinales; Metschnikowiaceae
Exons: 1
Coding region: 1-534 (177 amino acids)
Biological process (GO): poly(A)+ mRNA export from nucleus
Cellular component (GO): nucleus
Source: RefSeq, a predicted model, not a curated record
AUGUCUCAAUACGCCUCGCUUACUGUUGCCCAAUUGAAGGAUGCCUUGAAGGAGAAAAACUUGCCCACCGACGGCAAAAAGGCCGAUUUGGUCGCGCGCUUAGAAGAGGCCGCCCCAGCAACAGAGGAGGCCGAGCCAAACACCCAAGAAAACGUCGAGGAACAGCAGCCACAGCAAGAAACCAGUGCACCUGCCGAAGCUGGUGCCGAGGCCGAAAUUGCAGAGGCCGAGGAUGAAAAACCAAACGGCUCCGAGGAGAAGAAGCCCGAAAAGAAGGUGUUGACUCCAGAAGAGAGAAAGGCGUUGGCCGUGGAUUUGUUGACCAAGAAAAUCAGACGGGCGGAGAAGUUCGGCGACGAGGCCAGUGCCACGGCCGCCAAACAAGAUAUGGCCCGUGUGGAGAAGUUUGGCGUGGAUCCCAGCACUGCUUUGGGGAAGGAGAUCGGUGCUCUAGACAGAGACAUGAACAGCGAGUUGGCCACGAGGAAGGCGCGCCGGAGUGAGAAGAAGGGGAACCGGGUGCAGAAAAAGUAG